This is a messenger RNA of Linum trigynum, 6533 nucleotides long. The record is from the annotation of a GenBank genome assembly. NCBI's taxonomy places the organism in Eukaryota, Viridiplantae, Streptophyta, Magnoliopsida, Malpighiales, Linaceae.
GCUUAGAGAAACAACAAACAUAUAAUCUCCAAGGAUUAACAAUUAAGCACAAGAAAUUAAAAAGAGAGAUAGAGGCAGAGGAGAGAGAAACAGGCAGAAGAAAGAAAGAGUUUUAUAGUGAGAUAAUAAUUAAGGUGAGGAAGCCGCCAUUAAUCAUCCUUCUGUAAUAGGUUUAUCAUUAAAUACAUUUCUUAUUACAGUGAAUCCAAAUUUGUUUGAUGGCGGCUUUUACCAGAAGAAUUCCAUGUUAUGAGUGUUGAAGUCAAUAUUUUUUUUUUAAGAGGGAUAUGCGAAAGAUUCGAGUUUGGAAUCUUCAGGUUCCAGAUUAAUGAUAAUUCUGUUGGAGCAAAAUUUCGAUCGAUGGAGUCCGUAUCCUUCAAUCAAGAGUGAGUCUUAUGUUAUUACCAUUCUUCAUCCCCACUCGUUUGAGUUGUACGAAUUAAUUAGUAAGCUUUACUCCCGACAUAAGCUUGUCUACCGACCAUUGUACCAUUUGGGAACUUGAUUCAUAAGGUUAACUAAUUUCAAGUUGCAUAGGCAUCCAACAAAUCAGUACGAGCUAAAAUAUUAAUAUAUACUUAAUACAAAAUCAAUCGAUAAUUUGAGUAGAUGAUCCUAACAAUAGUUUUCUUUCCCAAACAUAGUUUCUUCUAAUUAUUAGUCCUUAACCAUUCCCUAAACAGCUUAGAAAUGGCCAAAUUAAAAAGAUAACUAAAAGAGGAGUGCCAUGGAAAUGUCCCAAUUGAAGAAAAAUGAUAUAUAGAACAAGAAGACAAAAAAUAGAAAAGAAAAAUACUAAAUCUUUAAAAUAAGUAAUAAAAUUUAAUUUAAUUAAUUGGGUUCAUAAAUAAAAUAGUACACAAGAAUGGAGAUUGAUUUCUAGAGAGAGAAGUUGCAGAAGAGAGAGAGAGAGGAGGAGCAGGCAGUAGCACAUGGCAUGUGAGCAACAACAGCUGUGUCCAUUUUUUCCUUCUCACUUUGAUAAAUACCCUUUCUUUACCUUCCUUGCUUCGUCUUUUGACCUUCUUCUCUCUUCUCCCUCUCCAAUCACUCGCUCUCUCUCACUAAAACCAGAGCUCAGAGCUCUGCCUCUAAUGGCGGUUUCCUAACCCUAGCCCCCCUCUUGUUUAUCCCCUACCGACCAGUACUCCCUCUUUCUCCUCUCGCCGAACCAAGGCCACAAAACCCACAAAAACCCAUCUCCCAGAAAUCCGAUGCAGACCAAGAAGAAACCCCACCAUUUCUCCCUUCUGCCUCUCCUCCUCUCCUUCCUCUCUCUCCACCUCCCACCACCCGCCGCCGCGGCGGCGGCCAGAGACGGCAGGAGUCUAAUCAGCUUCAAAGCCGCCUUACCCAACCCACCGCCUCUCCUCUCCAACUGGCUCCCCAAUCAGGACCCUUGCUCCUUCAAUGGCGUCAAAUGCCAAGGCCUCGCCGCGAACAGAGUCUCCGCCGUGGACCUCAGCUUCUCUCCCCUGAGCGCCGAUUUCCAGACCGUAGCGAAAUUUCUCCUCUCGAUUGACUCCCUCGAGACCCUGACCCUUCAAUCGGCCAACGUCUCGGGGUCCAUAGCGUUUCCUCCCGGAUCUAAGUGCAGCUCUGUUUUGACCAGCUUAGAUCUGUCGACGAAUUCUCUGUCGGGUCCCGUUUCGGAUGUUUCGGGUCUGGCCGCGUGCCCCGGUUUGAAGUCCCUUAAUCUCUCCGGCAACGCUCUGGAUUUCUCGGUGAAGGAGAAGUGGAACGGCGGGUUGAAGAUUGUUGCGGGUUUGGAGUCGCUUGAUCUUUCGUGGAACAAGCUCGUCGGGCAGAACGUCGUGUCGUUUUUGCUCGGCGGCGGUGGUUGCGGCGAGUUGAAGAUGCUGGCGAUGAAGGGGAACAAAGUCGGCGGCGAGGUCGAUGUUUCGGGUUGCAGGAAUCUGGAGUAUCUGGACAUAUCGGCGAACAAUUUCACCGGCGGCGGGCUUCCUUCCCUCGGGGAUUGCUCUGUUUUGGAACACCUCGACAUCUCCGGGAACAAAUUCUCCGGCGAUCUCGCCGCUGCAAUUAAGCCGUGCGUCAAGCUCAGCUACCUCAACGUCUCCACCAACCUGUUCUCUGGUCCAAUCCCGGCGGGAAUCCCGGCGGCGAACCUGAAGUUCAUUUCCCUCGCCGGAAACGAUUUCCACGGCGGGAUUCCUUCGCAGCUCGUCGAUUCGGCUUGUCCAGGUCUUGUUACUCUCGAUCUCUCUACCAAUAAUCUCUCCGGCUCCGUCCCUCCGUCUCUGGCUUCCUGCACUUCACUGGAAAGUCUCGACAUUUCCGUCAACAAUUUCACCGGCGAAAUCCCUCUGUCUGUUCUCUUGAAAAUGAGCCGUUUGAAGAAGAUUGAUUUGUCUUACAACAAUUUCGUCGGUGGGUUAUCCGAUUCUUUCUCCGAAAUGCCCAAUUUGGAGUCUCUAGAUCUUAGCUCGAAUGAAUUAGAGGGUCAAAUCCCGGGUACGCUCUGCUCCAAUAACCCGAAUGGAGGAUUGAAGGAGCUCUAUCUUCAGAAUAAUCAGUUCACCGGCGCAAUUCCUCCGGCAUUGAGUAACUGUUCGCAGCUCACAUCUCUCCAUUUGAGCUUCAACUACCUCACGGGAACAAUCCCUCCCAGCUUGGGCUCGCUCCAUAACCUCAAGGAUUUGAAGCUCUGGUUCAACCAGCUCCAUGGCGAAAUCCCUCUGGAGAUUAUGUCCAUCAAAACUCUCGAGACUCUGAUUCUCGACUUCAACGAGCUCUCAGGUACCAUCCCUGCCAGCAUUAGCAGCUGCACAAAUUUGAACUGGAUUUCCCUGUCAAACAACAAGUUCACGGGCGAAAUCCCGCCGUCGAUCGGCCAGCUAUCCAGCCUCGCCAUUCUCAAGCUAAGCAACAACUCCCUUAUUGGCCGAAUCCCUCCGGAGCUCGGCGACUGCAAGAGCUUGAUAUGGCUGGACCUCAACAGCAAUUACCUCAACGGUACAAUCCCGCCGGAGCUCUUCAAGCAAUCGGGCAACAUUGCAGUCAACUUCAUUACCGGGAAGAGGUACGUCUACUUGAAGAAUGAUCACUCCGAUCACUGUCAUGGGACUGGGAACCUGCUCGAAUUCGCGGGGAUUAGGCCGGAGAAUCUGGACAGAAUCUCCAUUCGCCAUCCUUGCAACUUCACCAGAAUCUAUGGAGGUCACACUCAGCCGACUUUCAAUGAUAACGGGUCGAUGAUCUUCCUCGACCUCUCGUACAAUCUGUUGACGGGUACCAUCCCGAAGGAGAUCGGAACAAUGUCUUAUCUCUACAUUCUGAAUUUGGCUCACAAUAACAUAUCUGGCAACAUCCCUCAGGAGCUCGGUGACUUGAAGGGACUCAACAUUUUGGACCUCUCCAACAAUGAACUCCAAGGUUCGAUACCAAACUCCAUGACUGGGCUUUCCCUGUUAACUGAAAUCGACAUGUCGAGCAAUGAUUUGAAUGGGACGAUCCCCGAAAUGGGCCAGUUCGAGACGUUCCAAGCUCGUAGCUUUAUCAACAACUCGGGUCUCUGUGGUAUCCCUCUCCCACCGUGUGAUCGGAGGCCUGCUGCUGCCACCUCUCUGCAUCAGAAGUCUCACAGGCGACAAGCCUCUUUAGCUGGCAGUGUGGCGAUGGGAUUGCUAUUCGCCUUGUUCUGUAUCUUCGCCGUGGUUCUGAUCUCCAUCGAAGCCAAGAAACGGAGGAGGAAGAAGAAGGAAUCGGCUCUCGAUGUGUUCAUGGAGAAUCAUUCUCAUUCGGGGAACCCCAACACGAGCUGGAAGUUGACCGGAGCACGAGAAGCAUUGAGCAUCAACCUGGCCACGUUCGAGAGACCGCUACGAAGCCUGACAUUUGCUGAUCUUCUGAAGGCUACCAAUGGGUUCCACAACGACAGCCUCAUUGGGUCGGGAGGGUUUGGCGAUGUGUACAAAGCACAGUUGAAAGACGGGAGUGUCGUGGCAAUCAAGAAACUGAUUCACAUAAGUGGUCAGGGUGAUCGCGAGUUCACCGCCGAGAUGGAGACCAUCGGGAAGAUCAAGCACCGGAACCUCGUCCCAUUGCUCGGCUACUGCAAGGUAGGGGAAGAGAGGCUGCUGGUCUACGAGUACAUGAAGUAUGGAAGCUUGGAAGAUGUUCUUCACGACCAGAGGAAAGCGGGGAUAAAGCUCGACUGGAACGCAAGAAGAAAGAUCGCGAUCGGUGCAGCAAGAGGUCUAGCAUUUCUCCACCACAAUUGCAUCCCACACAUCAUCCACAGAGACAUGAAGUCGAGCAACGUGCUGCUCGACGAGAAUCUGGAUGCACGGGUGUCUGAUUUCGGUAUGGCGAGGUUGAUGUCCGCCAUGGACACUCAUCUCAGCGUGAGCACGCUGGCGGGGACACCAGGCUACGUCCCUCCCGAGUACUACCAGAGCUUCCGGUGCUCGGUGAAGGGCGACGUGUACAGUUACGGUGUCGUGCUGCUCGAGCUGCUGACGGGCAGGAGACCGACGGAUUCAGCAGAUUUCGGGGACAACAACCUGGUCGGGUGGGUGAAGCAGCAUGCCAAGUUGAAGAUAAGCGACGUGUUCGAUCCCUUGUUGAUGAAGGAGGAUCCGAGCGUCGAGAUCGAGCUGCUGCAGCACCUGAAGGUGGCGUGUGCUUGCCUCGACGACCGGCAUUGGAGGAGGCCGACGAUGAUCCAGGUGAUGGCGAUGUUCAAGGAAAUCCAGGCGGGUUCGGGAUUGGAUUCGCAGUCGAGCAUCGUGGCCGGGGAGGACGAUGAUGGUGUUGUGGUUGGUGGUGGGUUUGGGGAUAUGGUGGAGAUAAAGGAAGCGCCUGAAGGAGUAGGGAAGCAGUUGCAGGAAUAAUGAAAAAGAGUUCGUGAGAGAGAGAGACAGAGAGAGUCUUUCUCUUCUUCUUCUGCCUCUUGAAAUCAAUUUUCCAGGCGGAUUCUUUUAGAGAUGAAGAAGAAAAGUGGGAAGAAGAAGAAAGGGGGGAGAAGAUGUAAUCUUUUUGUUCUUGAUCAACCAUUUGAAUGUGUAUGUGUAUAUCAAUGUUUAGUAGCUGAGAGGAGCUUGGAGCAGACUAAAAAUCUCUCUUUUCUCCCUCUCAUUGUUUGCCUCCUUUUGGUCUCUUCUGCCAAAUCUCUCUUGUGAUAAAUGUUGUAAAUACACAGUUUUCCAGCUUUAAGAAAUCUCAUGGGACUUUCUUCACUCUCUCUUUGUUCAUCAUCAAUCAUUGUUGGAUCAGACGCUGAACGUUGGACUGUUGCUCAUGGCUGAGAGAGUCUACGAGGACUCAACAUUUUGAUAUGAUGGGAUAUCUAAUGAAAGUUGGAGAAAAAGAGUUAUAGAUUCAUUUGGAAUAGUUCAAAUGCCAAGGAUUGCCAAGAAAUUAGUGGAUCAUUAUCAAUCCCCUAUAGUUUCAUCUUCUCGUUUUGUACAAUCAAGCAACAGUGUUUACAAAACCCAAAUCUUAUCAGAGGUCCAAUCGGAGAACUGUCCAGUGGAGUUCAAGUCGCUGACGAUUUUGACGACAUACAAAACGUCGAAUUAUUAUUUCAACGCAAAAUACUCUACCAUUUGACUUUUCCGAUACAUCCACCGGUACGACUUUACAAUCCUCGCAACCAAGACAGAGGUGAAUGAUGAGGGGCAAUGACAAGAAAACACAUAGUAUACGAACUCAUGUUGGUGUGGCAGAAAAUGAAUCGCAAGAUGAACACAAACACCAAAGGGCCGGCAUGUGGACAUGGGGCCAUGCCCUAGCAAAAAUUAGUGUGUUUCCUACCUCUACUCUUGUACUUAACUCCUAUAGACAACAGUGUUAACAGUACUAAUACGACAUCAUCAAUUACUCCGUUUUCACUCUGAUACAGAGAACAACAUUUUGAUCGAUUGUUUUGGCUCGUAAAGGGUCAUCGAUAUACGUAUAUAUGUUUCAUAUUUAGUUACGGAGUACGAUCCGAACGUUCUCUAUUGGCUAACUACUCAAUAUAGUAGUCUCCUUCCUUCUACGAGACUUGAUAAUUGAGACUUCUCACAUCGAUACAGAUCAUGACAACUUUCUGAUCAACUAUUUAGCUCGUAGAGGGAUCAUCGAUAACACGAGUAUGUAGGUUUACAUUUAGAUUCAGAGUACGGUACAAUCUCUAUAGGCCAAUUACUCAAAAAGUGUGAACAUGGAAGUGAAAGUUUGAAUUUGUAUGCCAUCAAAUAUGUAUAGCUUGACAUCUUUCUUUUUGUUUGCCUUAUAUUGUUCCAUGGUCUUGUUCAUUCUAAGUAUGGACCAUCCAUCUCCACUACCCUAUUCCCAAUCUCAUCAUAACUACAAAGGUACAUCGUAUACUCCAUAGAUAAAAAGAGAGAAAGAAACAUAAAGGAAACAAUACUGUGGAUAUAUGUGGUACCCCAUAUUAAUUGCAUUCAUUUUAAAUAAUAAAAAAAUCAUUUGUUCAAAUUUUAUCAUGGUUAUUGCGGAUGAUUUGUUACCUAAUUAUUGAUUUAUUUAAUUUAUGGAGUAAGUAAUAAAGUGCAAAAGAGCAU